Messenger RNA from Pieris macdunnoughi, 3903 nucleotides. The record is from the annotation of a GenBank genome assembly. Lineage: Eukaryota; Metazoa; Arthropoda; Insecta; Lepidoptera; Pieridae.
AUGGCUUACAAGAAAAAGGAAAUUAAAAAACUGUGUGUGCUCUUGUUUUUGGCAGUGGUUAUUAGCCAAGUGACGUUUAUCAGUGCUAUCAAUUCUGAUUGCAAAGGAAAAGCUUUCUACUGCCUCAACUCAACUCACUUCAUGAUAUGCCUGGAUUUAGGCGACGGUGUUUCAACAACUGUGGAAGAUUUUAUAAUUCCGUGCCCACCGCCGACAAUAUGUAUAGAAACCAACGCUUUUGAAUGCGAAUAUCACACAACGACCACUCCAAAACCAAUUUUGCAGAGUGAAGUACCUGUAACUGUAUUAAAUGCACAAACAUGGCGGGAUGACAGUGAUUUUACGACGUUUUUACCCUUUCGGUACAGUGAAGAGGAUUCUGUAAAGUCCGAAAAAUAUUACGAUAUAUUAGAUGAUCAGUUGGCAACAAGAGAAACAUUACCUGAAACAUCGACACAUCAAGAAUCCACAACUGAAACAAAAAUAAAUGAUGAAAUUAAUAUAGAGAGAACGACAUUUACACAAGAGGACAAAAGUACUCUACCUCCGACUUUUUAUACUAUAACAGAUGACGUUACUAUAUCUAGUCAACAGGUAAAAGUAGUAGUAAACAAUGAUGCAUCAGGCGGAUAUGAUAAUCAUUUUGAUACUGUGAGUACAACUACUCUUUCAGAAAGUACUACACAAACGACAACGCGCUAUGAUGAAACUCAACCUACUACUGGCUAUAUCGAUGAACAUAUUUCCAGCAAUAAUAUCAUAAUUACUAAAGAAGAACCUCCAAUACUAAAUUUUUAUACAUAUCAAGAAGAAGCCACUACAUCUGCACCUCUAAAUUUAGAUUUUUGGCCAGAUGGAAUAACUCAAACCACAAAUUUUGCAUUGGAUAAGCUGACGACAACUGUGCAAGAGACAGAAAAUGAGGAAAUUAAAGGAACAACUAACAGAGAAAUAAGUUACUCGUUGACUACAGACAUAGAUAAAUAUUUGAAUACUUACUCAGAUUAUGCAGAUACAUUUAGUCCAAUAACAGCAUUUCAGGAGGCAGGGGAGAUGCCCAACGAAGUAACUAACACUAAUAGGAAUUAUGAAAUAACUACAGAGUUGAACAAUUACAUAAAUAACAAUAAAUUUGACACAACGACCCCAUCAGUAACACUUCAACAGGAAAAUAGGAUAGUUAAAGAUGUAUUCAUGACUAAUAUAACUGAUGCUUCAAAUACAGAGGACUAUGUAUAUAAUAAUUCAAUACCAAAAAUUACAGAAGAAGAUACUACAAUUAAUUAUGGAAAAACCGAAGACACUGCAAUUGAUCAUAGUAAUACUAUCGAUACCAAUAUAAAUUAUCCAACGACUACAGAUAUACACGAAUAUAUAAAUAAUAUAGUUAGUACAACUAAAGAAAAUAUAAUUAAUGAUGAAUAUGAGGCAAAAUACUUUCCAAAGUCUACGACUUCAAUAGACGAGAGUUCUUUUAUAGGCAUUAAAUAUAUGACACGCCCAUAUGUAUCGCAAAUAUUUAAUAACGAUGUUAAUCAAAUAACAUAUAAGGAAGAAGAAAAUACGCAUUCAAGUGGCUUUCCACCAAAAGCAAAUAUCAAUGUUAUAUUAAAAAAUACUCAGGAUAUUACUACCAGUACAGACGUAUCGUAUGGAGAUUUAAUGGUGAACGAAAUGUCAUCUCAAACCGAUAAAAAAUUCUCGGAGAUAAAACAAACAACUUCAAAAGUUCAAGUUACAGGUUAUAUAAUGCAAGAUAAUACGAGUCCCUAUAAUCCUAAAGGAACGAUUCAUAACGACGAGCAACAAUCGGUUGAAAAUAUAACUGUAUUUAAUGACAUUGUGUCAUCUUCGACAAAUGAUGAUUCAAAAGAGAUAAAUUUUGAAUCAACCGAUCCAUUAGAUCAAAUUUCCACAGAUAGUUCACUCUUAUCGCCAAUCGAAGCUCCGUCCAUUAUUAAAGAUAAUUUAAUCGUUCCUAUAUUGUCAGCCCUAGAUAAUGUAACUGAAAUCAAAAUAAAUGAUACAGUUUUUACUGAAAGGUAUAACGACCAUAACACGAAACAGAGCAACUAUAAAAACCAAGACAAAACAAAUCCGAACUUUUAUACUACUUUCACACAAUCAAAUGCCCUUACUAGUUCUUCACCGGGUUAUGACUAUAAAUCUAAUAUAAAGACAACCUUGCCUGAUUUAGAGGAUCCAAAAACAACAUCUUCAGAAUUAAUAAGUGAUUUGAAAACUAUGGACACUUAUAUAAAAGAAACUACAAUCAGUGAACAAAGAAACACAGACGUUUAUACUUUCAGUAUCGAAGAUCGUACCAAAACAACGGAAUUUACGACUUCACCCUGGCUAAAUAAUGCUGAAAGUAAUAACAACCAAUACGAAAUUACAAAGGAGAUGAAUGUGAUAUAUCAUGACAAAAUCCCUGAUACUGCCUCUACAACACCAACAAUAUUUGAUCUAAAUAACUUAGAAAAAGUGACAAUAGAUGAUAAGAACAAUUUAGAGAAAACUGUAACAAAACCUUCAACUGAAAUGAAAUCAACACUAUCUAUAUCACAAGAUGGGUCGAGUGUAAACAAUUUAUUUACAUUUAUUAAUGACAUGUUUACUACUUCAUAUGUGAACGCUACUGACAGCUAUGCACUUAGUAAUUUUCAAGAUAACGGUAUCACAGAGAGUGCAGAUUAUAUACAAGAAUCAAAACCAACAAAUAAGACAAAAUAUGAAGAUAAACACUACUCUUUUGUCGGAAAUACUUACCCAAUGGUUAAUAAAUGGCCAGAUAAUAUUCCAGACAUAACAACUGAAACAAUUCAUAAGUUAUCAAUGAGGGUGCCGUCAGUCCCAAUAAUUAAUGGCACUAAGACAGUUGUUAGAUACUCUGAAGAUUCAAAGAUUGAAGGUGCAGGUGAUGCGAUUAAAUUACCUGCUAUGGAAGUUAAUAAUACUAACGCUACAAGAAACAAAACAGUAGUUGUAAGUCACAGUACGAAAACGCUGAAUUCAUCGCAGCUGAAUAGUAAAGUACCCGUUAUAUCAAUUGCGUCAAAUAUAAAUAACGCUGCGGAAAUGAAAUCACCAUCUAUUGCAUUGGCUCAUAACAUAUCUUUAGAUAGACAUGAAACUAUAGGAAAAAAGCAAAGCGUUUUUCCAAAUAUACAAGAAAAAAAAGAAACCGUCUCAGUACAGAUUAGUCAGCCUUGCAACAAAACUAUACCUGAUACCACAAAUCGAAGUAACAGAACAUCACCUACCAUUACUUCAGAACAAUUAAAUUUAACUUGUUUGAAUCGAUACAGCGGUAAAUAUCCAGAUCAAUACAACUGCCAAACUUUCUACAUGUGUAUUGGAACAAUGAGUCCUAUAGUGGGUCAUUGCCCUCAAAAUUCCGUAUUCAGUGACAUCCUAAACCAAUGCACUCGAAAUUUAUCCCAUUGUGUAAGAAACAACGAGUUUCAAUGUGUUUCUCCAGGAAGGUUUAGUGAUCUUUGGAGUAGAGACACUUAUUAUAUUUGUGUAAGACACAAAAGCAAGUUUGUAAGGUUUAAGCUUAGGUGCCAAAAAGGAUACUUUUUAAAUAGAACGUCCAUAACAUGUGUUGAAGAUCCUGUUAUUGAAAAGCAGUCAUUUACAUUGGAAUCAUAUUCAACAUCAAGCAGUAGUAGUAGCUCGGAUUCUAAAUCCGGGCAAAUUGAAAGCAAUACGAAUGUUGAAUUUAAAUGCGAAAAAGAGGGAGUUUUUCCUGAUCCUAACCAUUGUAGGAAAUACUACGUUUGUAAAAAGAUAUCGAAAUCACAAAUUCGACUUAAGAAGAAAAAAUGCGAUUCGGAUGAGGUUUUUAAUAAAAAGAAGAAAAAAUGUGUCGAUGAAGAUAGCUAUGAAUGUGAAACAUAA